Molecule: messenger RNA, 2097 nt
Organism: Sphenostylis stenocarpa
Lineage: Eukaryota; Viridiplantae; Streptophyta; Magnoliopsida; Fabales; Fabaceae
Source: the annotation of a GenBank genome assembly
AUGUUAGAGUCACUCGAAAAGUGGUGUAUUUUGGUGAGAUCGGGUCGUGGGUGUGGUGUGUGGGAUGGUAAUGGUGGAGAUUUGGCAGCUAGGUUUGAUGGAGAGGAAGUUUAUGGCUUUAGGUUUCAUUUGGUGGAGGGAACUGUUUUCAAGCUUCUUUUGGUUUUUGUUUGUUGCUUCCUUGAUUUUAUUGAGUUUGGUGAAGCAGAUUCCUUUUCCUUCUUGGAUAGGAAGGGGGAUGUAUGGCUGUGUAUUGCUCCAACCUAUAUGUUCCUGAUUGAUUGCAUGUUCUUGUGUUGUGAAACAGGAGAUGCUUUGCAUAGUCUGAGGACUAAUUUACAGGAUCCUAACAAUGUUUUGCAAAGUUGGGAUCCAACACUAGUCAAUCCAUGUACAUGGUUUCAUGUAACAUGCAACAAUGAUAACAGUGUUAUAAGAGUUGAUCUGGGGAAUGCUGCUUUGUCUGGUCAACUUGUUCCGCAGCUUGGUCAGCUCAAGAAUUUGCAGUAUCUGGAACUUUACAGCAAUAACAUUACUGGCCCUAUCCCAAGUGACCUAGGGAAUCUUACUAACUUGGUGAGCUUGGAUCUGUACCUGAACCGAUUCACUGGCCCAAUCCCAGAUUCAUUGGGCAAGUUGUCGAAAUUGCGUUUCCUCCGGCUUAACAACAACAGCUUAUCAGGUCCUAUUCCCAUGUCGCUGACUAAUAUUACUGCUCUCCAAGUUCUGGAUUUAUCUAAUAAUCAUCUGUCAGGAGUGGUUCCCGAUAAUGGCUCCUUCUCAUUAUUCACUCCUAUCAGUUUUGCAAACAACUUGGAUCUAUGUGGACCCGUCACUGGGCACCCAUGUCCUGGCUCUCCUCCAUUUUCUCCUCCUCCUCCUUUUGUCCCUCCACCUCCAAUUUCUGCCCCGGGAGGUAAUAGUGCCACUGGAGCAAUAGCUGGAGGAGUUGCUGCUGGUGCUGCUCUAUUAUUUGCUGCACCUGCAAUUGCAUUUGCAUGGUGGCGUAGAAGGAAACCACAAGAGUUUUUCUUUGAUGUUCCUGCUGAAGAGGAUCCUGAAGUUCAUCUCGGACAGCUUAAAAGGUUUUCUCUACGAGAACUGCAAGUUGCAACAGAUACUUUUAGCAAUAAGAACAUUCUUGGGAGGGGAGGAUUUGGUAAGGUGUACAAAGGACGGUUGGCAGAUGGUUCAUUGGUGGCUGUGAAACGGUUGAAAGAGGAACGCACACCUGGUGGGGAGCUUCAGUUUCAGACUGAAGUAGAGAUGAUUAGCAUGGCUGUGCAUAGAAAUCUCCUCCGACUACGAGGGUUUUGUAUGACACCAACAGAAAGGUUACUUGUUUAUCCCUACAUGGCUAACGGAAGUGUGGCCUCAUGCUUAAGAGAGCGUCCUCCACAUCAAGAACCCCUGGAUUGGCCAACUAGGAAAAGAAUAGCUUUGGGAUCUGCGAGGGGUCUUUCAUAUUUGCAUGAUCAUUGUGACCCAAAGAUUAUUCAUCGUGAUGUGAAAGCUGCUAACAUAUUGCUGGAUGAAGAGUUUGAGGCUGUUGUUGGGGACUUUGGAUUGGCCAAACUCAUGGAUUACAAGGACACCCAUGUGACAACUGCUGUACGGGGCACUAUUGGGCACAUAGCUCCCGAGUACCUAUCCACUGGUAAAUCAUCAGAGAAAACCGAUGUUUUUGGUUAUGGUAUCAUGCUUCUGGAGCUAAUCACUGGACAGAGAGCUUUUGACCUCGCCCGGCUUGCAAAUGAUGAUGAUGUUAUGCUGCUUGAUUGGGUAAAAGGUCUUCUGAAGGAGAAAAAGCUUGAAAUGUUGGUUGAUCCUGAUCUACAAAACAAUUACAUAGAAGCUGAGGUAGAACAGUUAAUCCAGGUUGCACUGCUUUGCACACAAGGUUCCCCUAUGGACAGACCUAAGAUGUCGGAAGUGGUGAGAAUGCUUGAAGGUGAUGGCUUGGCAGAAAGAUGGGAUGAGUGGCAAAAGGUGGAAGUUCUCCGGCAGGAGGUGGAGCUGGCCCCUCAUCCCAAUUCUGACUGGAUCGUUGACUCGACCGAAAAUCUGCAUGCAGUCGAGUUAUCUGGUCCAAGGUGA